CAGCAAGACAACUUGUCCAGUCGACCAGCAGUUCGGCUGCUCACAACAUCCUCAGGUGGAGUCCUUCUGACUGGACAUGCGGCUCCGUGCUCCUUUUCUGUAACUCUACACUUAAAAAAAUCCGCAACACAGGAGGAUUUACUGUCGGUGGCGGCGGGACGGCUGCUGUCACGGAGAGCUGGCGCAGGAGCUGACAGUCGGAUAACAGCCUGCUUUCGCCCGGCGCCGGGAGCCACCAACCAACCGGCCGUUGGGAACCGGAGGGGUUGGCUAGCUGGAAGGCUAGCUAACUGGCACUAGCCGGGUGGAAAGCCUCUCAGCCCAGCGUCCUUUAAACACGUCGCAACCCUAAAAGUGACAGAGUGAAGAUGGAUUGAAACAUGAAGGGUGGAACUGCCCCAUCAUCCAAAUAGGAGGGAGUCUCUCUAAGGUUGUGCUCUGCAGCUUAACCGUGUGACUGAGCUGGGAGACAAAGAGGAAGAUGCCUCCCAGGCCAUCCUCAGGGGAGCUAUGGGGCAUCCACUUGAUGCCUCCCAGGAUCCUGGUGGAUUGCCUGCUUCCCAAUGGGAUGAUUCUGACCCUGGAGUGUCUCCGUGAGGCCACGCUCAUUACCAUCAAACAUGAGCUGUUUAAAGAGGCCAGAAAAUAUCCCCUCCAUCACCUCCUACAGGAGGAGACAUCUUACAUCUUUGUCAGUGUAACACAGGAAGCAGAGCGGGAGGAGUUCUACGAUGAAACCCGGAGGCUGUGUGACCUCCGACUCUUCCAGCCUUUCCUCAAGGUCAUUGAACCAGUUGGCAACAGAGAGGAAAAGAUCCUCAAUAGGGAGAUUGGUUUUGCUAUUGGUAUGCCAGUGUGUGAGUUUGACCUUGUGAAGGACCCCGAGGUUCAGGACUUCAGGAGAAACAUCCUGAAUGUUUGUAAAGACUCUGUGGAGUUGAGGGAUGCCAGUGGGCCUCACAGCAGAGCGCUGUAUGUUUACCCACCCAAUGUAGAGUCGACACAAGAACUUCCCAAACACAUCUAUAGCAAACUGGACAAAGGUCAGAUUAUUGUUGUAAUAUGGGUGAUUGUUUCUCCGAACAAUGACAAACAAAAGUAUACACUGAAGAUCAACCACGACUGUGUGCCUGAACAGGUGAUUGCAGAGGCCAUUCGUAAGAAGACACGCAGCAUGCUGCUAUCCCCAGAGCAGCUAAAGAUGUGUGUUCAGGAAUAUCAGGGUAAAUACAUCCUCAAAGUUUGUGGCUGUGAUGAGUACCUGCUGGAAAAGUACCCCAUCAGCCAGUACAAGUAUAUCCGUAGUUGCAUCAUGCUGGGCAGGAUGCCUAACCUGAUGCUAAUGGCCAAGGACAGCCUGUACACCCAGUUGCCUACAGACAACUUUGUCAUGCCGUCAUACUCUCGACGCAUCUCCACGGCAACAUCGUAUAUGAAUGGUGAGGCAGCUGCCAAGUCGCUUUGGACCAUCAACGGGACUCUGCGAAUACGAAUCCUCUGUGCCACCUAUGUUAACGUCAAUAUACGGGACAUUGACAAGAUAUAUGUGAGGACUGGCAUUUACCAUGGAGGUGAACAAAUGUGUGACAAUGUCAACACACAGAGGGUACCCUGCUCCAAUCCCAGGUGGAAUGAGUGGCUCACCUAUGAUAUGUACAUCCCAGACAUCCCCCGUGCUGCUAGACUGUGCCUCUCAAUCUGCUCUGUCAAGGGCAGAAAAGGAGCCAAGGAGGAGCAUUGUCCGCUUGCUUGGGGUAACAUCAACUUGUUUGAUUACACCCACACUCUGGUGGCCAACAAGAUGGCUCUGAACCUCUGGCCUGUUCCUCAUGGCCUGGAGGACCUCCUCAACCCCAUAGGAGUCACUGGAUCUAACCCCAAUAAGGAAACGCCAUGUCUGGAGCUGGAAUUUGACCACUUCAGUAGUCCAGUCAAAUACCCAGACAUGAAUGCAGUGGAAGAUCAUGCAAACUGGACCAUCUCAAGGGAACUGGGUUUUAACUACAACCUCUCAGGACAGAGCAAUCGUGUGGCCAGAGAUCAUGCACUGACAGAGAGUGACACUGAGCAGCUGAGGCAGUUGAGUAACAGGGACCCUCUGUCAGAAAUCACUGAGCAGGAGAAAGACUUUCUCUGGCGACACAGGCACUACUGCAUGAACAUCCCUGAGAUCCUCCCCAAGAUCCUUCUCGCUGUCAAAUGGAAUUCCAGAGAUGAAGUAGCACAGAUGUACUGUCUGUUAAAGGAAUGGCCAUCUAUCCGUCCUGAGCAGGCCAUGGAGCUGCUGGACUGUAACUAUCCAGACCCCAUGGUCAGGCACUUUGCUGUACGCUGCCUUGACAAAUACCUGACUGAUGAUAAACUGUCCCAGUACCUUAUCCAGCUUGUACAGGUAUUAAAAUAUGAGCAGUAUCUUGACAAUCCCCUGGCCCGCUUUCUCCUCAAAAAGGCCCUGACCAAUCAAAGGAUAGGACAUUUCUUCUUCUGGCAUCUCAAGUCAGAAAUGCACAAUAAAACAGUGAGCCAGAGGUUUGGGCUGCUGUUAGAGGCUUACUGCAGGGCUUGUGGCAUGUACCUCAAACACCUGAGCAGGCAGGUUGAGGCCAUGGAGAAGCUCAUAAACCUCACUGACAUCCUUAAACAAGAGAAGAAGGAUGAGACACAGAAGGUCCAGAUGCGGUUUCUUGUGGACCAGAUGAAGAGACCAGACUACAUGGAUGCUCUGCAGAACUUUACUUCUCCUCUCAACCCUGCACAUCAACUGGGAAACCUCAGGUUAGAUGAAUGUAGGAUCAUGUCAUCAGCAAAGAGGCCGUUGUGGUUAAACUGGGAGAAUCCUGACAUCAUGUCCGAGUUGCUGUUUCAGAAUAAUGAGAUCAUCUUCAAAAAUGGAGAUGACUUGCGCCAGGACAUGCUGACAUUGCAGAUUAUUAAAAUCAUGGAGAAUAUUUGGCAGAAUCAAGGACUGGACCUACGGAUGUUGCCCUAUGGAUGUCUGUCAUUAGGAGACUGUGUGGGCCUUAUUGAGGUGGUUCGCAGCUCCCACACCAUCAUGCAGAUUCAGUGUAAAGGAGGUUUGAAAGGAGCCCUGCAGUUCAACUCAAACACUCUGCAUCAGUGGCUCAGGGACAAGAACAAGGGCGAGAUGUAUGACCUGGCUGUGGAUCUGUUUACAAGGUCCUGUGCUGGCUACUGUGUAGCUACAUUUAUUCUGGGGAUAGGAGACAGACACAACAGCAACAUCAUGGUCAAAGACGAUGGACAGUUGUUUCAUAUAGACUUUGGCCAUUUCCUGGAUCACAAGAAGAAGAAAUUUGGCUACAAGAGAGAACGAGUGCCCUUUGUACUGACACAAGACUUCCUCAUCGUCAUCAGCAAAGGAUCCCAAGAGUGCACAAAGACCAAAGAGUUUGAGAGGUUCCAGGAAAUGUGUUAUAAAGCUUACCUGGCUAUCCGGCAGCAUGCCAACCUCUUCAUCAACCUGUUCUCCAUGAUGCUGGGCUCUGGCAUGCCUGAGCUGCAGUCAUUUGAUGACAUUGCCUACAUCAGAAAGACACUAGCCCUGGAAAAAAGCGAGCAGGAGGCAUUGGACUACUUUAUGAAACAGAUGAAUGAUGCUCACCAUGGAGGGUGGACCACCAAGAUGGACUGGAUAUUCCACACAAUUAGGCAGCAUGCACUAAACUGAUCACCCCCCCCGCACAAAAUCAACCGUCCCACCGUGGAGUAUUUGCUUCACUCAGCCAGAUGCAGCAUCGUCUUUCAUGGAGUUUCCCUUCUCCUCUACAGAAGACACCACAAACAGCUCACUGAUGAUGGAAGUUUCGAUUUUUUCGAACAACAUCUUUGUUUUCUCCAUUCUCUUGGCAUCAUUAUCUGCCUUUUUUUGUGUUCUCAGUGAUGCCCUCACACUAUCCUCCACUUGUUUUAUGGUGCACAUGAGAGCAUUUUCCUCAAGUCUCUGUGAAGAUGUGCCCUAUCUGGCUGAUGAUCACAUCCCUUUCUACUAUGCUUCCACAGUUUUUUUCCCCCCCCUGAAAUGGAACAACAUGGGAAACCAAGGAAAUUCUACCCCCAUACUUUGCUGCUCUCAGAGGAAGAACACAAAUUGGACAAAACGACGUAAAGAAGAUAUAUGUGCCAAGGUAUAAAUGUAGCCACAAAGUAAGUUCAACUUGCUACCUUUCUGCUGUAUUCGUGCUGCACUGUGGCUCCAACCCAGAGAGAAACUGCUCGGGAAACGUUUGUUCAAAUCUUAUCACUGCUGAGAAGAUAUCGGGCACAAGGAACUGUCUAAAUUAUUUUAUGUAAUACCAGUAUUACUCAAAUUUGUUGUACAGUACAGGAUUACUGGUAUAUGGGAGCUUCUAUGAUGUCUUCCACCAUCUUUGAGGUAAAAUCGCCCUUCAGAGAUGAAUUGGCGUCAGCUUUCCCACCUUCUACCACUUCAUGUGAAAAAUUUCAGAAACUGCGGAAGAGUCUUUGGGUUGUUUUGCACAGCUCGACAGUCUCCCACGGCCUCAAUGAAACAGCGCUCCACCUUUGGGAAAUGGUGGUGCAGCUUGAGACUCUUGCAUAAACUUCAGGGUGAUGAUGCCUCUCCAUCAAAAACAGCACUUAGAAAUACCAGAAUAAUAUACAGAUUUAUUAUGACUUUUUAAAUUUAUUUAUGUAUCUAGUUUCUUUCAGUUUCCACAAAGGCAAAUCCUCACUCCUCCGAAACAUACUAUCGUUGGUUUUAAUAUAUUUGAAGUUUCAUGUAUUUGUGCUACCUGUUUGCAGCUUUUUCUAACUACCAUGAGUGAAACUUCUUCCACCUGUUUUCUCAAUUCUGGUGUUUUGCAUCAUAUCAUAUAAAUUAACACUGCUGAUGCCCCCUCCCCCCUUUUUAUUUUUUUAAGCCUCUUGUCUGUUUUAAGUUAUACAUCUAAUUUGGCCUUAUCAGCAGCCCGAUUUGUUUCAUUGUGGCUAUUUUGCAGCCGUACUCAGAAUAAUUUGUUUGGGAAUGUAAAAUGGAAAGAGUGAAAGUGCCAGUCUCACAUUUUAUGAAUAAUGGGACCUAUAUUAAGCCUCUGGCUGUCUGUUUUGUUGGCAAGCAGAGGCCCAGGGGAAUGUCACGUCUUCCUCUCGAUAAAAUGCCUUGGCUUCACAGCACAACACUGCACACUAUUAAGCCCCACAAAUUCUGCCUAAGCAAGCUGUAGUAAGCAAACCAUGACAGCACUAUUUAGUCCAAAAGCAAGGUUUGUAGGAAAAGGUAGAUUUUAGGUUGAUGGGUUUUAGCUUGUCUCCUAUUAGAAUGUCUGUAAACUGUUGACUCAAAGACAAAGUGCAUCUCAGUAUGUGUUUAUGACGCAUUUAGUGAAUAUUUUUUCACUGAGCCCAUAGCCAUGGCAGUAUUAGAGCCAUACUUUCUUUUGCCAGGUACCAUUAAAGCCAUGUUCUACACAGAGUCUCAGUGAAAGUGAAGCUGCAGCAUCUAAAUGAAACAGCACUGUGGGCAAGGUUUAGCUACGAGAGCGAUUUGAACAGAUCUUUUUAGGUUGGUUGGACAGAUCCAAAGAGGGUGUGGCUAUGUAAAUAAAGAGCAUUAUGGGGCUGCAGAUGGGUGACAAAUUAUAGGAAAAACCUGAUCUAUAGCCUUCCGUCACCAGAAUUCAGCAUCAUCAAAACACCAAGGAGCGGUGAAGCUGUUUUGAUGACCCAAUGCUUUUUUACUGAGACGCUUUAUGUUGUUUUUAUGUUUAAUUUGUCAUCUGUCUGUUUAUAGGAUUGGUCUCCAUCUGAACCUCCUACACCUGUACUGUUUGGUCAGGGGGCAGAGAAUGGUUAUGAAAUAAAUAAAUCAGACCUCAGGCACAUUAGGGUAAACAACAUUUUGUCAUCUGACAACCAGACACACAUUGCAGCAGGGUGGGGUUAACUGAUCGGCACGGUCAUGCCAUAUUAUUCAUGAAUAAUUUAUGCAUACAACAUGUGUCAUCUAAAAUAUUUACAUGUUUUACAGGAAGAAAUGAGUGAAAUUUGAUCUGAAAAUACUCUCUUUUUACAUGUAUUUGGCAUAGACUAAAAGAUAAACACCACACUCUAGGUGGCAGUAAACGAUGUCGUCAGUUGAACUGAGAAGCUCUCAUAUGGUGUGCUUUGCUGAGGAGAGAACGUAGUAUUUUACAAGAAAGACAUUUGGAUGUGCAUAUAGCUAGAUCAUUAUCUUAGUGACCCUAGAGCUUGAAAGUCGAGGUGUUAGCGGUGAAGGAAGUCUACACUUUGCCAGUUCAAUUGUUGAUUGUAUUGAAAAGCCAAAGUUGUGGUCUGUUCUGAUGUGCCACACGUAUGUGAUGCCAUAUUAUAGCAGCAUUAAUGGCUAGAAUGUACCUAACAGCAAACAUGGACCUUGUGUGCACUCAUCUUUUUGCAUCAGUCAUGUUUGUUCUCUAAAGUCAGAUGCAGUUCCACUAAACACACAGUAGGAGCGCUUCUCUCAUUCACUGUUUCUUUGUUUUCUUAACGUGCCAAAUCAGGCAUCACGGAUGCCUGUGAAAGCUAAUGCUGGAAUUGCAUCAUGCAGAAAGGCAUAUCAGCUGCAGUCUUUUAAAAAGAAAAAAGUUGGUGUAUGCACUUCAAAAAUUCUAGUUCUCAAUGCCUUUUUGUCCAGAAAGAAGCAGAACGUUAGCCUAGUAUGCAUGUUUCUCAAGAAGCAUAACCAGUAUGUAUGAUGUACAUUUUGAAGCAGCAUUAAGCAGUAUGUAUGUACAGUUACAGUCUAAUCUCUUUUUCUAUGGUAGGCUUCAUGUGUGACGAACCUUCAGUGUUGUUGUCUUUAAUAUCCUUUCUCAUGUAUCCUCCAAAUGGUGUGAAUGUGAUUGUGUGUGCCCACAUGCAUUAACUGUCUUUCUGUACAGGUUGCAGAGCUUCAUUGGCAGGCCCCAAUGAAAACCCGCAUUAUAUAUGUAUGUAUGUACAUGUCCAUGUGUCCGUGUGUGAUGACACUUAACUGUUGCAGUGAUGGUGUCUUUAAAUGUUUUGUAAAUCUUUUUUUUUUUUUUUUCACUGGCUGGUUUAUGCCAGAGAAGAAAAACAAACAAAAAAAAAAAAUGCUGAAGUUUUUACAUCGUUUGUAAGGACACAUAACAGAGGGGAAACUUUUUUCAUACAUAUGUUGUAUAUGUUUUACUUGAACUGUCAUGAAUCAGAACCACAGCUGUAUUUGGUUGGUUUAGAGCUGAGAUGCGGGGGUGCAGUGUUUAUUUAGUGGUGAUUGUGAGAGAGCGAAUGUGUGUGUGUGUGUCUGUGUGUGUGUGUGUGUGUUGUAUAUAAGCACCGAAGGCUGAAGCAUUGUGUAAAGGCUUUUUUGUUCAAUACAGGUAGUGAAUGUUAUUGAUGCCACAGUCCGACAUUUCAGAGUGAAGACACGACUACUUUAAAUUAAUGAAGGACGAAAGUUGUGCUUGAGGCCAAAUUUGUAGGAUCAGGUGCUGUGACAGGUCCCAUAGAAUUAAAUAAUCUUCACUCAGAAUGAUCAGAAUGGCGUCCAGACCCUGCUCUAAAAUCUUCCUAGAAGCUUGUUUCAAAGCUUUUGUGAUCCCCCACUUUGGCGUUGAUGUGAUGCAGGACUUCUGCAGUAACUGUUGCACUAAUUUUUCCUCCCUGAAGUGAAGGCUUUAGUGGCACCUAUGCUUUGUCGCUUAUAACUGUCACGUGGCUCAGCAAUGAAAACACAGGCUCUGAUUUUACAAAUCUGUUUAUUACAGGAUCAGAUAAAGUGGGUUUUUCUGUUUUUGUUGCUAAGCCAGCUCGACUCUCAGCAAUCAGCAGGAGACACAUACAGAGUAUCACAAUGAUACAUAUUGGUUUUAUCUGCUAGUUUGCUAAAAGAAGUUAAAAAGAGUUGUUGAUCGACUGUUUUAAGCCUUAUUUGUGUGCAGCGAAAUACUGAAAAGUUAAAUCGAGCGAGGAAGGAAAUCUCUUUACUUUUGUCUCUGCUAACACAAUCAUUUGAUCUGUGCUCUGAUUCCAAGACAAACUGGACACAAUAACAGGAACACCCAGAAAGUGUGAUGCGGUUCAGUGCAAUAUACAUGCAGUUAAUGCUCCCUUUGUGAAGCUUGUAAUGUGCUGUUUUAGUGACCGUCAGACGAGUCUGUAUUUGAAGGUGUCUGUUCCUGUUCCUCUUUGUUCACCUGAUGGCUGACGGUUUGUUCGUGUUAUUGUGUCCCCCACAGAUAUUUAAAGAACACAGCUGGAAAAUGUUAAUCUGUGUAUCUUUGUGUAAAACUGUCAAAUUCACAGUUUUGUCCGUGUUUAAAAACAAAACAUGUUUUUAAAGAGACUUUGAAUGGGCUGCUAACAGAAUCGAUGUUGAGGGUUUUGAACUCUUAGACUUGCAGGAGAAAAAUCUGCCUCAGAUCAAAGACAAAGUAUGACAAAUCAAUGACAAUACUGAUCAUUUUGGAUCAGUUUCUAGGCUUCUGAAAUGUCCCAAUUUUUUUAUUUUUUUUUGGAAAUGUGGACUAAAUGGUUUGUGGUCUCAUGAUAUUUUCUGUACGCAGUACUCUAAACUACAUUACAUUGUGUCACUAAUAUAUUUCCAUAACAUGCCAUGCUGUCAGAACUUUAACCUAUACUAUGAAUGAAUGUACAAUGGGCCAAUGUAUUGUUUCUCACAGCCGACCUGCAUGAGAUUGGGUGAAGAUGAAUAUUCUUCUUGCUACAUUUAGAUUUUUUUUUUUUAUGUAGUCUACUAGGCAGCCAUACAGACGUUUAUAAAUUAAUGCCUUAAGUUUGCGCCCUGUAGUUUGUAGGACAGGUUCACCCUCACAAUAACCUGUGUUUUUAUUUAUAAAUGUAUAUUGUGUUUCAUUUUUGGCCCGCUGGUCACAGAGUAAAGGUUUGUACCCUGACUGACUGGUCAUCUGAGUGUUCUGUGAAGAUGUACAAAUAAAUUUGUUAAAGAUUCA
This is a messenger RNA of Stegastes partitus (bicolor damselfish), 8957 nucleotides long. It is a transcript of the gene pik3ca, whose product is annotated as phosphatidylinositol-4,5-bisphosphate 3-kinase, catalytic subunit alpha. The transcript has 26 exons. Lineage: Eukaryota; Metazoa; Chordata; Actinopteri; Pomacentridae. The record is from RefSeq and is a predicted model, not a curated record. Gene Ontology annotation, cellular component: cytoplasm; phosphatidylinositol 3-kinase complex, class IB; phosphatidylinositol 3-kinase complex, class IA. Gene Ontology annotation, biological process: phosphatidylinositol 3-kinase/protein kinase B signal transduction; cell migration; phosphatidylinositol-3-phosphate biosynthetic process. The coding region runs from base 482 to 3688 and encodes 1068 amino acids. Gene Ontology annotation, molecular function: 1-phosphatidylinositol-3-kinase activity; 1-phosphatidylinositol-4-phosphate 3-kinase activity.